This is a messenger RNA of Sorex araneus (European shrew), 1386 nucleotides long. RefSeq names its product tripartite motif-containing protein 75-like. The record is from RefSeq and is a predicted model, not a curated record. Gene Ontology annotation, molecular function: zinc ion binding; protein binding. The transcript has a single exon. NCBI's taxonomy places the organism in Eukaryota, Metazoa, Chordata, Mammalia, Eulipotyphla, Soricidae. Bases 1 to 1386 code for a protein of 461 amino acids.
AUGGCCUUUGCAUCCUCCCUAACUGAGCUCCAACUACAGGCCACCUGCCCCAUCUGCUCGGAUUACCUGAGGGAUGCAGUCACCCUUGACUGUGGGCACAACUUCUGUGACUCUUGCGUGCAAGAGCGCUGGGCUUAUCUACAGGACAUCUUCCCUUGUCCGGUCUGCUUUCACCACUGCCCUGGUGGAGCCACCAAAAGGAACACCCAAUUGUCUUACAUUGUUGACAUCAUGAAGCAGCUUCCCACUGGAAGGAGUAAACGGAAAAGGCAGGAAGAGGAACCCCUCUGUGAGAAGCACAAUGAAGUGUUAGACCUGUUCUGUGAGGAGGACUCUGAGCUGUUGUGUCCCCAGUGCAGGGCCUCUUCUGACCACCAGGGUCACCACUUGAUGCCCACUGGGAGAGCCAUAGUGAAUCAAAGAAAGAAGCUCAAAACAUAUAUGGAACUUCUGAAGAAACAGAUCAACGAUGCUAAAAUGGUGUAUGAAGAUCAAGUUAGAGAAGGCACAGAAGCAAGGUUUCAGAUAGAAAAUUGCAAAGGACAAUUAAAGCCUGAAUUUGAGAAAUUUAAAUUUAACUUGAAAAGGGAAAAUAUUUCAAUGUCCUCCUCUUUGCUUACUUCGGAGAUCAUCAUGGAAGAUAAGCUAACUCAAAACAAAAAUUCUAUUUCAGAUCACAGGAAAACCCUAAAAAAUCUCCUAGAUGAACUAACAAAGAAGUGUUUGCAGACUGACCAGAACUUACUAAGAAGCAUCAAAAGCACUGAUCUUCAGUAUGGAGACUUACCACCCCCGGUGGUCUUGACAUAUGAGAUCAGGAGAGAGAGUUUAACUCUCCCCCCUCAUUAUAUUGGUCUAAACAAAAUCGUCAGCACUUUUCAGGAAAAUUUGACACUAGACCUUGAAACUGCCCAUGCAAAUCUUAUUGUUUCCAAUGACAGAAAAAGGGUGGCAUUUGGAAUAAGACCAAUGAACUUUGUAGGCAAUUUCCAGCACAGGAUUCCUUUCCCAGCCGUGCUGUCUUGUGAGAGCUUCACUGAAGGCAGACAUUUUUGGCAGGUAGAAGUCAAAGGUACUGGUGAAUUGUCCCUAGGACUGUGUAAAGAAAACUUCCGUGAAAAAAUUCCUGUGUCCUCAAUCUCUGACAAUGACUUCUGGCAGUUUAAGCUGACCUUGAGGCCCUUCUUGGAUACUGAGCAAGAGGAACAAAAUAAGAGAUUUGGUGUGUUUCUGGAUUAUGAGUUGGGAGAACUUUCCUUUUAUAAUCUGAAGAGCAAGUUCUUCUUGCAUAAGAUCACUGGUACAUUCCCAGAAAGAGUGAUACCCUUUUUUGCUUUUGGACCUUCCUCAGAUUCUCUUAUGCUCAGUCUAGUUAUGGAGCAAUGA